Molecule: messenger RNA, 915 nt
Organism: Notolabrus celidotus (New Zealand spotty)
Lineage: Eukaryota; Metazoa; Chordata; Actinopteri; Labriformes; Labridae
Product: proproteinase E-like
Exons: 8
Coding region: 77-877 (266 amino acids)
Biological process (GO): proteolysis
Molecular function (GO): serine-type endopeptidase activity
Source: RefSeq, a predicted model, not a curated record
UGUGUCUGAUUACUGCUCAGUCUGAGAGUAUAAAAACCACCGGACACACUCAGACUGUCUACUCUGAUCAAUCAGAAUGAAAGUGGCUCUUGUCCUGCUGUUUGCUGCCUACGCUUACGGGUGCGGUACUCCCACCUAUAAGCCAAUCGUGUCACGAGUUGUGAACGGAGAAGAUGUUCAACCCUACAGCUGGCCCUGGCAGAUCUCUCUGCAAUACCUGAGUGGCUCCACCUACCGUCACACCUGUGGAGGAACUCUGCUCGCUCCCAACUGGGUCAUGACUGCUGGACACUGCAUUGGAUCCCGUACAUACCGCGUGGUGAUGGGGGAGUUCGACCUCACCAAAGAAGAGGGCUAUGAGCAGAUCAGGAGUGUGGAGAAGAUCAUCGUACACCCCCGCUGGGAUGAUAACUGCCUGUCCUGUGGAAAUGACAUAGCCAUGAUCAAACUGGCCUCGCCUGCUGUUGUGAAUGAUAAGGUGCAGCUUCCGUGUCUCCCUGAGAGCGGAGAGAUCGCUCCUGAUAAUAUGCCCUGCAUGAUCACUGGCUGGGGGAGACUCUACAGUGGGGGUCCCAUCGCCUCUAAGCUCCAGCAGGCUCUCCUUCCUGUGAUCGGCCACAGUGUCUGCAGCGGCAGUGACUGGUGGGGGAGCUACGUUAAACCCACCAUGAUCUGUGCUGGUGGUUACAUCUACUCCGGCUGCCAUGGGGAUUCAGGAGGUCCCCUGAACUGCAAGCGGGGUGAUGGCAAGUGGUACGUGGAGGGGGUGACCAGCUUCGUCUCCUCCCAAGGAUGCAAUACCAUUUUGAAGCCAACAGUGUUCACUCGCACCUCCUCCUUCACCCAGUGGAUCAGCGACACUAUGCUGCAGUACUGAGGACAUCUCGGAUGCCAAUAAACAUAUUGAAUCAGCCA